CUCUCUCUGAUCAAGCAUUGCAAGAAGCGGCUGGAGCGCCGGAUUGUCGGUGCGACCAACCGAUGGCGUUUUCCCCAAGAGCAUUUCUGUGGAGACCUGCUGGCACUCUCCCAGAUGUGCAAUGUUCUAAACAUAGACCUUGAUGAAGCACUGAAGAAACCAGACAGAUUAUGCAUCUCAAAAUUCCAAAAGCUUCUCUCUGAGAACAUCAUGAACGGUGGCAAACGAAGCGGGGAAGCAGAUGUGCUUCUAGAAUGCCUCGGCUUCAAGUGGGAACUCCAUCACCCUCAGAUUUUUCAGUCUGAGACAUUGGCCAGGCUUUACCUGGCAUCCCUGAUACAGAACACAAAAAGCCUCCCAAGGGACCUGGACAAGAUUCUGAAAGCUCAGCCAGCCGGGAAGACCAAAGAAAGGCCCCCUGUAAAGAAGGUCAUCAUUUCCUUGAAGAUCAAUGACCCUGCAGUCACCAGAGUUGCCUUCGCCCUGGCCCUGAAGCACCUCUACAUGAAGGACGUCGAGAUGAGCGUGGACAACGUGCUGGGCGUGCUGGCUUCUGCUCACAUCCUCCAAUUCAACAGCCUAUUUCAAAAGUGUGUCAACAUGAUGCUGACCAGACUCUCACCGAGCACUGUCAAGAACUUCUACUUGGCCGGCUGCAAGUACAAGGAAGAGCAGCUCACCGAGGCCUGUGAGAAGUGGCUGGCAAUGAACUUGGUCCCUCUGGUGGGCACAGAGAUCCACCUCCGACACAUCCCUCGGCAUCUACUGCACAAGGUGCUGAAGUCGCCCAGGUUGUUUACCUUUAGUGAGUUCCAUCUCCUGAAAACCUUGCUCCUGUGGGUUUACCUGCAGCUGAACAGCAAAGUCCAGGUCAUCCCGAUCCACGAGACCGUGCUGGCAUAUUUUAGCAGCUUUCCCAAGACGUGCUGCUUCCUGGAACAGGAUACAGGACAGAACUGGACGCAGCUCUUCCUUUGCCUGCGUUUGCACGGCAUCACCAGUGGCAAGGAUCUGGAGGAGUUAAGGCACAUUAAUUUCUUCCCCGAGUCCUGGCUGGUCCGGGUUGCAGCCAACCAUUAUCACGCACUGGAGAGUGGGGGCAACACGGUCCACCUGCACGAUCUUUCUACACAGGCUAUGAGGUUCGGGCUGCUCUUUAGACAGGAAUACACCACUUACUCGGAAAGGAUUUCUAUAUAUGGAUACUUCUUUGAGAUAAAGGGAAUCAAACAUGAUACUACCUCUUACAGUUUUUUUAUGCAGAGAAUAAGACAUACAGACUUUGAGUGCCCCUCAUCAGUCUGCGAGCACAGUACCAUCAGCCUGAGAGCUGAGCGUAUGGUGAAGUACGAGAUCAGAGCCCAGACGCUGGUGGAUGGCAGGUGGCAGGAGUUCAGGACAAACCAGAUCAUGCAGAAGUUUGGGUUCGUCAAGCCGGGCUGCAAAAGCCAUGCCUUGAAAAUCCAAACCUUGGGCAUCCCAAUCCAUGCCAGCUUUGCGUUCAUCUUCCCAGCAUCUUAACAGUUUUCAGAGGAAUCUAUGGGAUCCCCUGCCCUGACCGACCUGUCUCCAUAAGAGGAAAUAAAAAUGACAUUAAAGA
Molecule: messenger RNA, 1600 nt
Organism: Acomys russatus (golden spiny mouse)
Lineage: Eukaryota; Metazoa; Chordata; Mammalia; Rodentia; Muridae
Gene: Btbd16
Product: BTB domain containing 16
Exons: 14
Source: RefSeq, a predicted model, not a curated record